AACGAUCUCCUGGGUCUUCGACUGUUACUAUAAAAGCUCCAUUACAAUCCAUUGUCAUGGUCAGUAUUUGAAAGAAGAACUCUAGUGUACAGAACAACAUCAAUAUGAUGAUCCAAAUUUUUUCGAUUGUACUUGUGAUAACUUCUGGUGCCCUUUGUAGCCUUACACAACAAGUAGUAUCAAGUACCCAAGCUGGUCAAACUUUACAAAUUCAACCAAAUGUGAGAAAAUACAAUAAACACUCUUCUACUGAAAGUCCUACUGGUACACGAAAAGACAAGCCUGAAUCGUCAGAUAGCCUUGAUUACGCGCCCAUUGCUACUACGCCUGGAUAUCCUUACGCAUACCCAUAUCCCUAUCCAUAUCCUUAUCCUUACCCAGCUGUGAAUCCAAGUAGUCUAUAUAUUCCACCCAUUGGUAAUCAGUAUCGUUACCCUUAUCAGUUUGACCAACAAUUUCCUAUUGAUAGCCCACAACCAGCACCUUAUUAUACGCCAUAUCCGACACCUUACUAUCAUCCAGCACCUUACCCACCACCUUUAUACGAGCAACCAAACGUUAUUGAUGCUUACCGCACACCGUUUCUAGCUUACCAACCAAUGGACCAAGGUCAUAUAUAUAGGCAGCCUUCAUUUUAUUAUUCAACACCUUCGCAUGUACGGACCCAUUCGUAUAACCGACCUACAAUAGCACCCCAACAACGUGAAUCUACUGAACAAAAUGAACAACCACAACAAAGUACAUUUGAAAAUAAUCAGCAGUUUCAUUACUAAUAUUGUAGAACAUGUAAAAAGUAUUGUACUAGCAUUUAAUAAUAUCUAGCAACGUUAUAUGAUAUGGAUUUAACUUUGUAUAAGUAUUUUGUUUAAUUACAGUUUUAUUUAUUAAUAUUAUUAUUUAAAUUAGUAAAAAAAUUAGUUUUUAUCUAAUUGCAAUAAAAAAUUUUCAGUUAUAAAUAAUAUGAUGAAUCAAAUAUAUUGAAACAAGGUUAUUAUUAAAAAU
This is a messenger RNA of Daktulosphaira vitifoliae (grape phylloxera), 1002 nucleotides long. RefSeq names its product nematocyst expressed protein 4-like. The record is from RefSeq and is a predicted model, not a curated record. NCBI's taxonomy places the organism in Eukaryota, Metazoa, Arthropoda, Insecta, Hemiptera, Phylloxeridae. The transcript has 3 exons. The coding region runs from base 105 to 773 and encodes 222 amino acids.